This is a messenger RNA of Nematolebias whitei (Rio pearlfish), 10424 nucleotides long. It is a transcript of the gene ep300b, whose product is annotated as E1A binding protein p300 b. Gene Ontology annotation, molecular function: protein binding; histone acetyltransferase activity; zinc ion binding. Gene Ontology annotation, cellular component: histone acetyltransferase complex; nucleus; transcription regulator complex. NCBI's taxonomy places the organism in Eukaryota, Metazoa, Chordata, Actinopteri, Cyprinodontiformes, Rivulidae. Gene Ontology annotation, biological process: positive regulation of transcription by RNA polymerase II. The coding region runs from base 1577 to 9919 and encodes 2780 amino acids. The record is from RefSeq and is a predicted model, not a curated record. The transcript is spliced from 31 exons.
GAGGAGUAGAAACAACAAGCCGCCAUUUUGUUUGGCGGACAGAGCGUCAGGAGCAGGAGAUAACCGAUAGAAGGAGCGACUCCUGCAGCCGACGGAAGCCGCUCCGGGAGCCGCGCGGGGACCGCCAGAGGAACCGAACCCUGUCCGCGUUGUCCAGAGAGAGGAGGCAUCACGAAGGAGACGAGACGUCAACCGGAGGGGAGAGCCAAUUCUCAGUGCCAUAUCUAUGUAUUAAUAUAUAUAAAUAUAUGUAUGCAUGAGGAGGAAAUACUCCGAGGAAGGGGGUGUUUUUUUUGCGGAGCGGCGACGGGAGGAGAGGCGGAAGAAGGGAGCUACGAGACAUCACAACCCUGCGGAGAAAAAGAGGAAAAAAGAUGAUAAGUCAGUAUGUGUCCGUGGUGGAGGAAGGAUCGAGCCCGCAGAGACAAUUAUAUAAAUAAAUUGCUGCCGGGCAGGAGGGAGAGGUGGAAAGAAAGAGGGGUUUAAACACGAAGGGGGGCAGUUCACCAUCACAAAGAGUCACUGCGAGGAUUUUUGUGAGCCCAAAAUAUUUUUAGAGGGGGUUGUUGAGAUUAUUGUGCCGAUUUAAAGCCAUCGUUUCUUAAAAGAAUUGCCCCUUUCGGGUCAUUUUGCGUUUCCAUUCGCGCCUCUGUCCGAAGCGCUCAUCUUGGUUGUGGUUUCUUCAUGCAUCCUAUAAGCUGCAAAAAAAAAAAAAAAGUGACAAAAUGUAUUCUAAUCGUUUGAGAUUGUUUAUUUAAAGCCGACAAGACGCAGGAGGACACUGCAAGAGCACAAGAUAAGUGGUCUAUAAAAUACAAUUUAAUUGGAUCAAUCAGGGCACCCCGUUGAUUGGCAGUUAGACUAUAGGAAACACCGAAAAAGUGCAGGAAAACCACACAGGAGCAGUGGUUUAUACUUAAAGAAAGAGGGGUUGCAUCCACCACGUUUGUUUCUGACCCCAGUGCCUUUUGCAUGGUGGAAAAAAAAAAAACCUGAAGUGCACAAUUCUACCAGCUGCAGAGGAGAAGUCCUGCAUGGAAACAUCUACACAUGCAAGGCGCAGAGUGUCUCCUGCACAACUUCUGGCAUCGUUUUGAAGCUUUAAAAACCACUGCCUUCUGCUGUUGGACGGGGAAGGUGAGGAUCUAACUGUUGCACGAGGCGGAAGAGCUGAAGUUGCAAUAAAAACUGGACAUUUUCGUGCCAUCGCAACAAAUUCCGCCCCCCCGGAGGACUAUGGCAGGCAGAGCCGAGCGCAGACCGGCGGACGGAUCUUCUCCGGACGGGCUUUCUGUCGCAGAGGCUGCUCCAUGAGGUUGUCAGUGGGCUCUUCAGCGACUCCACCUUCCCACCUCCCGUUCAAAUCUGUGAAGAAACCAAAUCUCCGACAGGGGAGGAGGGGGGCACUCGUAUCUGCAGAGAGAGAGGUGCAAACCGAGGGGAGCCGAAGAGUUUAACGCCGCCGUCCUCUCCCCUACCGUGCCCCCGAGCGGUGGGGGAACGAGCAAGAAGCGUUUCCUGAAAGGGAGUAGGAGGCGGAAAUAAAGGGAAACACGGUGAAAAUUGUCAGAAAAAUAUGGCCGAUAAUGUCCUGGAGUCCGGCCCGCCUUCAGCCAAGAGGCCCAAGCUGUCCUCUCCAGCUCUCUCAUUGUCUGCCAGUGAUGGAAACGAUUUUGGUACACUCUUUGACCUGGAGCAAGACCUCCCGGAUGAGCUCAUUAGUUCUUCGGACCCGGGGCUGUCCAACGGAGGGGAUGCCAGCCAGUUCCAUGCUAGUCUUGGAGGGCUCGGAGGUGGGAUUGGCACAAGCGGUCAGGAUGCAGCUGCAAAACACAAACAGCUGUCCGAGCUCUUGCGUGCAGGAGCGCCGGCACAGCCGGGGGGCCCUGCUUCGAACAGCGCACCAUCUGGGGCUUCCAUGGGACUCAUGGGUGGCAUUAGUGGACCACAAGGCAUGCACCCUCAGGGCCAACAGCAACCUGGAUUAAUGCCUCAAGUUGGAAUGAUUGGAGGUGGGACGGCGCUCAGUCGGACAGCAGCCAUGAUGGGUGCUCAAAAAGGCCCUACUGGACAGCAGCAGCAGCAAGGGCUGAUGGGGGUGCAGGUUAUGAACGGCUCCCCUAGAAUGGUUUACUCUGGCAAUGCUGGAAUGGGAAACAGUAGCAAUAUUUUGGCAGAGACCUUGCAGCAGCAACAAGGUGGCCCGCCAAUGGGAGCCGGGGGUCAAGUGGGGAUGAGACCACAGCAGCCUGGCGGGCUAAACCAGAUGAUGAUGGCCAAUGCAGGCCCCUAUGGUGGUCUGUACAGCCAGUCUGCUGGCCAGGGGAUGCCUGGAGAAGGGCUGGCCCCUCAGCUCCAGAACAAGCCAGGCCCCAAUAUGCCCACCCAGUUCAGCAUGGACAAGAAGGGACCUCCUGCUCAAAGCAUGCCCGGGAUGCAGCAGCAGCCGGGUGCAGUUGGCGGCGUGUCGGUCGGUGGAGCAGCAUCAGCAGCAGUGGGCGGCCCUCAGGUUGGACUGAACGCUGUGGGGGCAGGACCCGGUGCUACGCCCCCCACCGCAGACCCCGAAAAGCGGAAGCUGAUUCAACAGCAGCUCGUCCUGUUGCUUCACGCGCACAAGUGCCAGAGGAGGGAGCAGGCCAACGGGGAGGUGCGGCAGUGCAACCUGCCUCACUGCCGCACCAUGAAGAACGUGCUCAACCACAUGACUCACUGUCAGGCUGGCAAGUCCUGCCAGGUGGCACACUGUGCCUCGUCCCGACAGAUCAUCUCCCAUUGGAAGAACUGCACUCGUCACGACUGUCCCGUGUGCUUGCCUCUAAAAAACGCCGGAGACAAGAGGAACCAGCAGACUCUUGUCAACAGUGCAGCUGUAAGUUUAGUGAACUCUUUAGGUGGAGGGGGGCCGGGUGCGCAGUCGAACACUCCAAACCUGAACCCUCCCAGCCAGAUUGACCCCAGCUCCAUAGAGAGGGCCUACGCUGCACUAGGCCUCACCUACCAAGGCAACCAGGUGCCGCAGCAGCAGCCACCUCAGACCAACAUGCCAAACCAGAGCCUGCAGGGACAGCCUGGGAUGAGGACCUUAAAUCCAAUGGGUGGAAGCUCAAUGGGAGUGAAUGGAGCAGUCGGGGUCCAGCACCCCAACCAGCAGUCCACCCUUCUGCCGGACGCCAUGUUGCACAACAGCAUGAAUGCACAGAGUCUGAUGAACGAUGGCGUGGGGAACCUGGGCUCCCUGCCUGCAGCUACGCCUCCUUCUGCUGCAGAGAUGAGAAAGCCUUGGCACAAAGACAUCACACAAGACCUCCGUAACCACCUCGUUCACAAGCUUGUGCAGGCCAUUUUUCCUACUCCUGAUCCAGCUGCACUGAAGGACAGGCGGAUGGAGAAUCUGGUGGCCUACGCUCGAAAAGUAGAGGGAGACAUGUAUGAGUCGGCCAGCAGCAGGGCGGAGUACUACCACCUCCUGGCCGAAAAGAUCUACAAAAUCCAGAAAGAGCUGGAAGAGAAGAGAAGGAAACGGCUCCAAAAUCAGGAAAUGAUGCCCGGCAAACCUGGCAUUCCCCCAUCCGGCCUCCCACAGGGCCUGCCUUGUAUGGGGCAGACACCCAUGCCCCCUGGGCAGUCCCUUAAUGGUCCUCAUGCCGAUCUGUCCAUGAUCAGACCUGCUGGUCCAACUCAGAUGGUCAAAAGGAUGCAGAACCCUGCAGGCAUGAACCAGUUUAAUCAGAUGGGGAUGCAGAUGAUGAGUCAGAGGUCAACACCUCCUCUUCCUCCUAAUCCUCAAAUAAACCAGAUGUGCAUGGGAGGAGCAAGGAUGGGUCAGCCCAAUGCCACACAGCUACAGAACCAGUACCUCCCUCCUGGCCAGUUUCCUGUCCCCUGUUCUGGACGGGGUUCUGGACCUGUUGGCGUGAACCAGCAAGAAACACAACCUGCUGUUCCUUCUCAGAACCAGAUGUCCACACCUACGUCCCUCCCAACCAGCAACCCAGCAGCACAAUCCGCCCCUUCUGUCUCAGGCCCCGGAGCCCCAGUAGCCUCCGUGGGGCCCGCUAAUGCUAACUGCGUCGGGCCUCUCCCCAGCCUUCCUCCGUCCUCCCAGCCCAGUUCUUUCCCUCUCUGCCCACCUGUCCGAACAAACUCCCCGUCCCCAGCAUGCAGCUCAACACCUCAGCCCCAUCAGACUCCGCCCACGGUACCCCGCUCUCAGACCCCGCAGCCUCAGACCCCCAACACACCCCUGAUGCCCCCUCUGCAUCAUCCCCAGCAGCAGCAACAACAAGCUUCAGAGCAACAACAGCAGUCAUCAAAACAGAUAGUGAAUUCUGAUCAAACCAAUCAGCCUCCUCAACAAACACUUGGGAGCGGGGCUUCUCCAGGCCCCCAGGCAGGACAGACUUCUUCGACCCCAGUCCGCAACGUUCAUGCGCCCUUACAGCUGCCGCAGACCCCACACUCUCCGAAGCCAUCGCUGACAGCUGAUGGUCAGGUUUCUUCUCCGGCAUCGAUCCCAGGCAGCACUGAUUCCAGCUCUCAGCUCGCCCCUGCAGACAGUUCUGCUCCCAGCCAGGAAGACGUCAAAAUGGAGAUCAAGGAGGAGGAGGAGGAAGAGGAGGAGAGUGAAGGAGCUGAACCCCAAGGAGAUGGCAAGGGAAAGCUGGGGCUGGUUCAGUCUGAGGUGAAGACUGAGGAGAAACUUGAGAUAAAGAAGGAGAAACCUUCAGGAGAUGGGUGUAAAAGUGAGCCCAUGGAUACAUCCUCCUCCUCUGGGUCGGUGUCAGAAGCAUCAGGUGGAGACAAGAAGCCAGAGGUGAAGAAGGAGCCUAAAGAGGAAGAGGAGGGAUCGGGGUCAUCAGUAACAAACAGCUCCUCAGUCAGCACUCAAAGCAAAAAGAAAAUCUUUAAGCCAGAGGAGCUGCGUCAGGCUCUCAUGCCCACCUUGGAGUCUUUGUACCGUCAGGACCCUGAGUCCCUUCCUUUCCGUCAGCCGGUGGACCCCCAGUUACUGGGAAUACCCGACUACUUCGACAUUGUGAAAAACCCCAUGGACCUCUCGACUAUUAAACGGAAGCUGGACACGGGUCAGUACGAAGAGCCGUGGCAGUACAUCGAGGACAUCUGGCUGAUGUUCAACAACGCCUGGCUGUAUAACCGCAAGACGUCCAGAGUCUAUAAGUACUGCUCCAAGUUGGCGGAGGUGUUUGAGACGGAGAUCGACCCCGUCAUGCAGGGACUGGGGUACUGCUGUGGGAGGAAGUUUGAGUUUUCCCCCCAAACUCUUUGCUGCUAUGGGAAACAGCUGUGCACCAUCCAACGUGACGCUGCUUAUUUCAGCUACCAGAACAGGUACCACUUCUGUGAGAAGUGUUUCAACGAAAUCCAAGGCGAGAGUGUCUCCCUGGGGGAUGACCCCUCCCAGCCUCAGACGUCCAUCAGCAAAGAGCAGUUCCAGAAAAAGAAGAAUGACACACUUGACCCUGAGCUACUCGUGGACUGCAUCGACUGCGGACGUAAAAUGCACCAGAUCUGCGUCCUGCAUAAUGAAACCAUAUGGCCGUCGGGCUUCGUAUGUGACAACUGUCUGAAAACAGCCAAUAAGAUGCGAAAAGAGAACAAAUACGCUGCUAAAAGACUUCCUCAGACGAAGCUGGGGAACUUCUUGGAGAUGCGAGUGAACGACUACAUCAAGCGUCAGAACCACCCCGAGUCCGGAGAGGUCACGAUUCGCGUGGUCCACGUCUCGGACAAGGUGGUCGAGGUCAAACCAGGCAUGAAGUCCAGGUUUGUGGACAGCGGCGAGAUGGCCGAGUCUUUCCCCUACAGGAUGAAGGCCUUGUUUGCGUUCGAGGACAUCGACGGAGCAGACGUGUGUUUCUUCGGGAUGCACGUUCAGGAGUACGGCUCUGACUGCCCGCCACCCAAUCAGAGGCGAGUGUACAUUUCUUACCUGGACAGCGUGCACUUCUUCAAACCUCGACACCUGAGGACCACCAUCUAUCACGAGAUCCUGUUAGGCUACCUGGAGUACGUCAAACGGAUGGGGUAUACUACGGGUCAUAUCUGGGCGUGUCCUCCGAGCGAAGGGGACGAUUACAUCUUUCACUGUCACCCUCUGGACCAAAAGAUCCCCAAGCCCAAACGCCUGCAGGAGUGGUACAAAAAGAUGUUGGACAAAGCUGUCUCUGAGCGAAUUGUCCACGAUUACAAGGACAUCUUUAAGCAGGCAACAGAAGACCGGCUUACAAGUGCCAAGGAGCUGCCGUACUUCGAGGGUGACUUCUGGCCCAACGUGCUCGAGGAGAGCAUCAAGGAGCUGGAGCAGGAGGAAGAGGAGAGGAAGAGGGAGGAGAACAGUACGUCCAACGAGAGCACAGACGCUGCGAAAGGAGACAGCAAGAAUGCCAAAAAGAAGAACAAUAAAAAGACGAGCAAGAACAAGAGCAGCCUGAGCCGAGCCAAUAAGAAGAAACCAGGGAUGCCCAGUGUUUCCAAUGACCUUUCACAGAAACUCUAUGCCACCAUGGAGAAACAUAAAGAGGUUUUCUUUGUGAUCCGCCUCAUCGCAGGCCCCACUGCCAACUCAUUGCCCCCCAUCACUGACCCGGACCCCCUGAUGGCCUGCGACCUGAUGGACGGCCGCGAUGCCUUCCUGACUCUGGCCCGGGACAAACACCUGGAGUUCAGCUCUCUUAGGAGGUCCAAGUGGAGCUCCAUGUGUAUGUUGGUGGAGCUCCACAACCAGAGCCAGGACCGCUUCGUCUACACCUGCAACGAGUGUAAACACCACGUGGAGACGCGCUUCCACUGCACCGUGUGUGAGGAUUAUGAUUUGUGCAUCACCUGCUACAACACUAAAGGCCACGAGCACAAGAUGGAUAAACUGGGGCUCGGGCUGGACGAUGACAGCAACAACCAGGCUGCAGCAGCCACCCAGAGUCCCGGGGACUCUCGCCGCCUCAGCAUCCAGCGCUGCAUCCAGUCUCUGGUCCACGCGUGCCAGUGCCGCAACGCCAACUGCUCCUUGCCGUCCUGCCAGAAGAUGAAGCGGGUCGUGCAGCACACAAAAGGCUGCAAGCGCAAGACCAACGGCGGCUGUCCCAUCUGCAAGCAGCUCAUCGCUCUGUGCUGCUACCACGCCAAACACUGCCAGGAGAACAAAUGUCCCGUCCCGUUCUGCCUGAACAUCAAGCAGAAGCUGCGGCAGCAGCAGCUGCAGCACAGACUCCAGCAGGCCCAGAUGUUGAGGCGGCGGAUGGCCACCAUGCAGAGGGGGGGACAGCCAGCCGGAGGGCCCCCAGGAGGACCUGCGGUGGGCCUUCCUUCACCAGGAACCAAUGGGACCACAGCUCCCAGUACCCCAACGUCUUGUGGCACCCAACCCCCCACACCUCAGACCCCAACUCAGACCAUGCCUUCCAUCCCACCACAGGGAAUGGGUUCUGGAAAUGGAAUCCAGCAGCAACAGAACCCUGGCGGGAUGCCCCCUCAACACCCCCUUCAUCAGUUCCAGCAGAUGGCGAGUGGAGCUGGUGGUGGAGGAGGAAUAAUGAACUCUCCCCAGCACCAGCAGCAGAUGCUUCCUCAGGUCCAGCAGCAGGGUGGACCAGGACCCAACCCUCAGCAGCUCCAACAGCACCCCAACAGUUUGCCACCCUAUGCCACGAGACCCCCUGGCUCCUCCCCCAUCCACCAAUCCCAGGGUAAACCAGUCCUCGGCCCUGCAACACCUCCGCAGCAUCCUGGUGGUGCCGUCAUGGCGGGAAAUAUGGCAGGCCAACAACCUCCCAGUCAACUGCCAGGCCAGCCUUCAAUUCCACAGCAGUCCCCCUCAGGCCCCCCACCAGCAGCUGUAGAAAUAGCUCUCAAGAUUCAGCAGGUGGCUGAUGCUCAAAGGAAGAUUGCUCUGCAGAGACAAGCAGCCGCUGCAGGCUUGAUGCCACCCCACCCCCACCAACAACCGAACCAGGGACAGCAAAUGAAUAUGGGACAUCCAGGGACCGUAGGGAUGGUUGGACCCCAGGGCGUCCCACCUCAGAACCAGGCAGCUGCUCGAGUCCACAUGGAGCAACAAGGUGCCCUGUCAGUGAUCAUGGUUAGUGGUGGGCACAUGCAGCAUCCCUCCCAGCAAGGUAACCUGCCUCAGGGCCAGCUCCGCCCCCAGGUGCAGCUGCAACAGCAGAGGAUGAUGGCUCCACUUCAGAACCCCCAGCAGCAGCAGCAGUGGACAGUCCAGCAGCCCCCACAGCAGAGGCAAGCUGUGAUGAACCAAGGCAAUCCAGCCGUCGUGGCAGCUCAGCAGCAGCAGCAGCAGCAGCAGCCAGCUCAGGGUCACGCUGCCCUGAUGAAUAUGGUGCAGCAGCAGCAACAGCAGCAGCAUCAAGGUGGUGCUGGGGGAGUCUCAGCGGGGCCCAUCCCUGGUGCUCAGGCUGUCCUGGGGGUUGGUGCUGCUGGUGGAAACAUCCCUCAAGCAGCUCUUCACGAGCUCUUACGGACUCUCCGUUCACCCAGUUCUUCACAUCAGCAACAGCAGGUCCUGAGAAUCCUAAGAUCCAGCCCCCAGCUCAUGGCUGCUUUUAUCAAACAGAGGGCCUCAAAAUACAAGACAGGACAGGGGGGGCCCGCCGGACCAGAGGUUGUUACAGGAGGAGGACCGGGCCCCACCGGAGGCCCUGCUGGAAAUGUCAUUGCAGGAGGGAACCCACAGGUGAACAUGAACACUGCGAGCACCAGCCAGCAGGGGAUCCACAUGGGUGCUCAGGGGGGAGCAAGUGUCAACAUGGCUGCUAUGACUCCGCUGCAGCAGCAGCAGCUGCAGCAGCAGCUCCAACAGCAGCAGCUCCAACAGCAGCAGCAGCUACAACAGCAGCAGCAGCUACAACAACAGCAGCAGCUACAACAACAACAGCAGCAGCAACCAAUGCUUGGUGGUUUGCAGCAGCAGCUACAGCAGCAGCUACAGCAGCAGCAGCUACAGCAGCAGGGUGUAGGACGUGGAAUGCAAGGCCAGGGGCCACAGUUCAGAGAGUUACUCAUGAGGCGACAGCUGCAGCAGCCUCAGAUGGGAGCAAGUCACGGCCAGUUUCAGCAGCCGCAGCCUCCACAAGGGCAGGGGUUCAUGGGUCAGCCUCCUACUAUGGGACAGGGUCCUCCUGGAGGUCCACCUCUGGGCCCACAGCAGCCUGGGGGCCCCCCAGGUCAGCAAGGGCCAGGUUACCCAGGGUCUGUUGCCCAGCAGCAAGCCACAGCUGCUCUGCAGCAGAGGCUCCAGCAUCAACUGCAGAUGCAGCAGAAUAACAUGGCUGCCCUUCCAGGGAGUGAUGCAGGACCUGGUGGAGGGGGUGCAGGUGGUCCCCAACCACCUCAGGGCCCUCAACCCCCCCAGAGUGGACCCACCCCUCCGUCCACUCAGGCUCUCUUCCAACAAACUCUGCCGCAGAGGUUGCUCCAGCAGCAGCACCUGGGCCCAGGUGGGUCUCCGGCCCAGCACAGCAAUCCCAUGAGCCCCCAGCAACCGCAGCAGGUGGCACAGUCCCCCCACCCUCACAUGCAGGGCCAGGUGUUACCCACGUCACUCGUGCGAUCCCCACAACCGUCCCCUCGACCUCAGUCGCAGCCGCCACACUCCAGCCCAUCGCCGCGCAUGCAGCCUCAGCCCUCGCCACAUCACAUCUCCCCCCAGAUGCAGACAGGCUCGCCCCACCCCACCCACCUGAAUCAGCACCACCCAGGAAUGAUGGUCCCUCCGCAGCAGCCGUCAGCGAGCCAGCAGCAGAACACUAUGGAGCAGUUUGGGUCGGAUCAGAAUGCCAUGCUGUCUCAACUGAGCGGCAUGGCCGGACUUCACGGGCCGGGGGGCAACAGCCAGGACCCCCUGGGCCAGAACCUCCCCCACAACUCUUUAGACCACAUGUAGGACUUCUUGUGGAGCAGAGCUCAGUGAAUUUCUGCACAAACUGCACUCACCCAGGACAGUGUUAUUAUUUCUUAGCAUUUUUAUUUUUAUCAUUGUUAAAAUGUUAUUUAACGUUUUUCAAUAAAGUUGCAUUGAACUGAACUUCCUAUGGGAGAUGAACAAUAAAUCAAGCAGUCGUGAAAUGAUUUAGAAUAAAAUAAUUGUAACUUAUUGCUGUUAAUAUAUUAUAUAUUUUUUGCCAACUGAGGACAAACAAAGUGUGUGUGUGUGUGGGGGGGGGGUUCUUUAGCAGCUCUUUCUAUUUCUCGCAGAAGAAAGGUAAUUAUUUAGGGGAGGGAAAUGAAAGUACUUGCCUUUUUUUAAUAUUUUUUUUAUUAUUCCUAAAAGUAGUCGAGACUUAAAAAUAAAUGAAUGCAACGAACUUUGAACAUAUUUUUGUUUGCAUCAUUUGCUCGGUCUGUUUCUGUUUUUGCAGAGUGAUGUGAAUUAUCAGUAUAAAUCCAAA